AUGCCCCCGAAAGCAACUCGGCGUCUGCUUCACGCCCUCUCCGGCGUCACCGAUGCCGAAGAUGAAGUCCACAUCGUCCCUUCAGCGAAGUCCUUGGCACAGCAGUCGGAAGAGUACUUGGUGUGUACUGACUUUCUUCCGGAAUUGGAUCCCGACCAGCUGCGCUACUUCCAACUGGUCGAAGCGGCGGACAUCACCAAUCUGGAGGCGUUCCUCAGUUCUCACCCGCACCUAAACAAAGACUGCGUCAAUUGUCAGGGCUACACGGCGCUUCACGUUGCGGUCCGCCGAAAGGACUUGCCGAUGGUGAAAUUCUUAGUCCAAAAUGGAGUCCAGCUCAAUGACGUGCUGCUACACGCCGUCGAAACGGGUGACGUUCCAUUAACGGAGUUCCUCGUCAAGGAAGCAAGCAAGACCGACCAGCAAUGCGAAAAACAUGGCUACCCGCAUAGUUCUACGUACACCGCCGACGUGUCACCCAUUGUACUGGCGGCACAAAUGGGCCACUGGGCGCUGAUCCACUCUUUCGUCAAACGAGAUCUCCGGGUCGAAGCUCCACACGCGGCCUCCUGCCUCUGCAAAACUUGCAUCAAGGAUAUGAGGACAGAAGGAGUGAAUGCAUCGACGCGCAACCUAAACACUUACAAGGCCAUCUGCAAUCCCCACUACAUGCUCCAGGUAUCGGGCGACCCCAUACUCGAUUCUUUCCUCUUCGCUCAGGGCAUGGCCGGGGCGUCUCUCGCCGAAGAAGAAUUCAGAAGGGAAUACGACCAGGAGAUCUCGAAGCUUCGAAAGUUCACCUGCGCCCUGCUCGACCAAUGCCGCACGAUCGAGGAGGCGCGCGUUCUCCUCGAACGACCGGCCGGACUCGAUGGCCGGGUGACACACCUGGCGUUUCCGCGCGUCAUCCUGGCCCUGCAGUUCAACGAGCGCGAGUUCGUGACGCACGGCCAUGUUCAGCAAGUGCUUCGCAUCGAGUGGGAAGGAGAGUUCAAGGCGUGGAACCGAUUGCAGUUUCGAGUCAAGCUUGUUCACUUCGCGAUCAGGUUCUUCAUAUUGCCCUUCGUAGCAAUUUGGGUCAAGCUAAUGCCGCAGUCGGUCAUGGCUAGGCACUGGUCGAGCCCCGUGAACAAGUACAUGAACCACUUCGCUGCGAGGCUCAUGUUCGUAUUCUUUGUAUAUAUGCAGAUAUGUCUCGACAAGGCGAGGACGUCCCGGGGCGCUCCUCGCACUGGCGUCGAAUGGCUUAUUGUCAUCUGGGUAAUGGGAUUCAUCGUCGAAGAGACCGUACACUGUUAUACCAUCGGCGCAAAGCGAUACUUCAGCAGCAUGUGGCACUGGUACGACAUAACCAUGAUCAGCCUAUUCUUGCUCACUUUCAUCUUUUGGGUCGUCGCUUGGGCGGAGUUGCUGGGAGACCCGAGUGGAGGUACCGUGCCGCCUCGCAAGGACUGGCCCAGUAUGGACAGCACUCUGAUACACGAGGCACUGUUCGCACUGUCUUCCGUCAUGAGCGUGUUCAAGCUCAUGUUCUACUUUCAGGAGAGCGCCAAACUAGGACCGCUGCAGGUGUCCAUUUCAUCCAUGAUGGUCGAGAUCGUGCGCUUCUUUUUCAUCUGUCUCUGCAUCAUGCUUGCGUUCGCGUUCGGGCUGACGCGCAUGUACGAGCCUUACAGAGGGAUGAAGAGAGUCGAACCCGACGGCGAGGAAGUGAAACAGAGCCCGGCCUUUACAUCGUUCGGCAACUCCAUGAAGACGCUAUUCCUUCGGAUGCUGGGCGUCGCGUCCGAUGACCAGGCGGACGUGGUGGUGGCUAACGCCGAGGACGGGUCCAUCAACGAACACAGGUUCACCGAAGUAAUCGGCUCCACCAUGUACUCUGUCUACCAGGUGCUAAUGCUCAUCGCGAUGCUGAACUCGCUCAUCGCCAUCGUCACGGGGACCUUCCAGAAGGUAAUCGACAACGCUGAGGUCCACUGGAAGUUUUACAGGACGCGGCUUUGGAUGCACUACAUCAACGAGGCACUCGUUGCUCCCAGUCCCUUCCUGUUCUUCCAGAUGCCGCUCAUGAUAGUGGACUUGGUGAAAAAAAGAAGGUACUGGCCUCUGAGGAACCAACCACCGGAUUCCUACCCGGACGUUAUCCACAAACUGGUACAACGAUACCUCUGCCACGAGCGUGUCAUACUGUAUGACUGA
This is a messenger RNA of Rhipicephalus microplus (southern cattle tick), 2199 nucleotides long. RefSeq names its product short transient receptor potential channel 4-like. NCBI's taxonomy places the organism in Eukaryota, Metazoa, Arthropoda, Arachnida, Ixodida, Ixodidae. The record is from RefSeq and is a predicted model, not a curated record.